This is a messenger RNA of Dichomitus squalens LYAD-421 SS1, 1631 nucleotides long. RefSeq lists its product as uncharacterized. The coding region runs from base 161 to 1249 and encodes 362 amino acids. The transcript has 2 exons. The record is from RefSeq and is a predicted model, not a curated record. NCBI's taxonomy places the organism in Eukaryota, Fungi, Basidiomycota, Agaricomycetes, Polyporales, Polyporaceae.
CCUUUGUCCCCGCUCUCCCGUCGACGAGGCCCCGUUGCCUCGCCCGUGCUUUCUUCCUGGGCUCACUCGCUCUUGGUGCCUGCUUUUCGGGUAGAGCAUUGAUCACCCCGUCCCCCACCGCUGCUCCUCCCUCGCCCACAAAGACCUCCAAGACAACGACAUGAGCCCCGGCUCCGCCAGAAAGAAGCCUGUCUGCCAGAAGUGCGGUCAUCUCAUGGCUGGCCACAAGCGGCCCAUGGGGGUCCCCAUCUGCCCCCGCGACGGCUCCGUCCCCGCCUCUCCCCAGCCUCAGCCUCCCACUGCCCCUGCCCCGCUCGCCCGUGCAUACGCGCAGGCCUCCCCCGACUUCGUCUUCAACCCCACCCCCUCGGGCUAUUGGCACCGCGUCAACCCCAACUGGACCGACCCCGAGCCGCCCGCCAACCCGCUCGACAGAUUCCCUAAGCGUCAACCUAGCGCAGUCACCACAGAGCCCGACAACCGCUCUCAGGGUGCUCCCUCCCGUCGCCCUCCCGUCAUGCCCACUUACGAGGUCAUCGACGUCGACGCCGAGGACGAGCAUCAGCAGGCGGCGUAUGGUCACGGCGGUUGCACAGACCGCGCGGCGGUAGGGUCACCGGAACACGAGUACGAAUACGAGCAAGACUACGAACAGGACUUCGACCCCGACUACACCCGCGAGCAAUCGUUGCCCGGCGAAGAAGAGGACGCGUCCGACACCUCGUCUAGCGCGUCCUCGGUCACCAUCUUGAAGCGCAUGACCCGCCGCCUCUCGCAAGCUAUCGGGCGCAGCACGCCCCUCGCCUCCCUCUACUCUAGCCCGUACGAGCAGGUGGCCGCCAUCACCUCUGCAGCGGAGGCCGAAGGCCUCUACACCCGUGUCCGGCACGUCGAGCGCAGUGGGGCCCCUGUGCAGAACCUGAGUCUGAAGCACGAGCCCGCUACGCCCACGCGCACUCUCCCUACGCGAGAACACUCGUGGUUCAUCGCGGUCGGGCGCGACCGCGGCGCCGUCGACGUGCUCGCCGACUCACAGGUCACCCCGCCCAAGCCGACCGUGCGCCUUCCACCCGAGAGCGGUGUCGUGCUCGAGCCUUACGACUACCAGCGGGGCUUGAGCCGCGAGCUCAACGAGCGCGUGGGCGCGUACCCCGACGACCCGACUAGGAUCAGGAACACGUUCGUAGAUGUGCUCGUCGCGGGCGCCGUCGGCGGGCUCGUCGUGUUCUACUGCUUGUCGUCGCUCUAGACGUGACUUACCGGCGUUCCUCGCCAUCUAUCGUCGUUGGUCGCUCUCCGUCACACGGACCAGUGCGCUCGCUGUUCGCUGUGGGCCCGUGCUCUCGCUUGCGGCCCCGCACUCCGGCAUGUGGCCCGCCCACGCCGUCCCGAUAUCGGGUCGGCCCCGAGGGCCAUCCUUCCUACCCCUUUGCCCCUCACCCCACCCGUCCCCGUCGAUGUGCUGUGUGAAGUGCUAAACCGUUCUCGUGCUUGUUGCUGACUCUGCUUCUGCUUCUGACUGUGCUUUCGCGUUCGUGCUGUUGUGGUCGCUGGUAUGUACCCUUCCUAUAUGCACGUAUGUACCCUCCCAUGUAUCACCAUCUUCGGUCGAUUAUGCCAUCCUACACUCC